AAACCUCCUCCAGCAGGAGGCGCUGUGAGCUCUGAUAAAAUGCUUCACUUCCGGGAUAAUGACGCGAUGAGAUUGUAGCAUCGGUGCCGAACAAAAUCACAUCCCAGGGUGAUGGGGCCAGAUAGUGCCCCAGGUCCAGCUGUGCCCUGGCGGAAGGUGCUGUGGGAACGCCAGCCCUUCCCUGAUAACUACGUGGAUCAGCGGUUCCUGGAGGAAUUACGGAGGAAUGAGGGCAUCCGGCAGUACCGUUACUGGGCUGUGGUGAAAGAAGCUGGCUUUGUAGGACAGCAGCUGUCCUGUGUGGCCAUUUUUAUCACCCUAUGGCUCUACAUGGAACAGGGUCUGCUGUCUCCUGUGACGCUGCUGUGGACCAGCCUCGUCUGCUCCCUGCUGGGUUAUGGACUGCAUCAGCUCUUGUCUUCUAAAGUCGAAUCAUGCAGCGAGCCCAGGACCCAUCUGGCUGAUCUACAGAGUGCUGCUAUUUUCCUGUCCUUCACGUUUGGCUUCUCGCCAGUUCUUAAAACACUAACGGAGUCCGUGAGCACGGACACGGUGUACGCCAUGUCUGCCGUGAUGCUGCUGGCCCACUUGGUGUCAUUUCCUUACGCCCAGCCCUCACCUCCCGGCAUCCUCUCCCUGAAUGCUGCCCUGUUUGCCUCGGUGUGUUUAGCCUCGAGGUUACCUGGGGCCCUGCACACCUUCGCCAUGCUCAGCUGUGCCCUGCUGGUGUUUGCCCUGUGGCCCUGCCUGCUGCAGAGGUUGAGGGAGAACACUCCCAGCCAGUUUACAGGGGUGUGUGUGGGAGUGUGCAUCGCAGGGGUAGGAGGUUUGGGGUCGCAGUCGCCAGGGGGAGCCGUGCUCUUAGCGCUGGCCUUAGGGAGUGUUACACUGCUCUGUCCAUUGCUGCUCGUUAGGCUGCAGAGGCACAAAGACAACAUCCACGGACCCUGGGAUGAGGCUGAGAUUCACGAGGACCUCAGCCACUUCCUUCACUAAUCAGACAGAGCCAGGACUAACACAGGCUGCUCCUGACAAACUGACAUUUAAGGUGUGAACCAAUGAUUUUUUAUACUGUCAGACUGCAGUUUUGUUGGUGCUGUACAUUUAAACUGACAACUCUUUCAUCGCUGGUCCACGUCUGUCUGGACAGCCAUAGCAACACUGACAUUCUCCAUCUGAGAACACAAUGUUUUUAAUGUUAAAGCUGCUACUGUACUGUAACCAUCAACCUCAAAGUUUAUAUGGAUGAUCUCGACUUGUGCAAAGCUGACUAACCUCACUGGACACACUAUGAUGCUAUGCACCAGUCUGAUAUCAGUGAUGUUUAAAUAAUCGGUGGGAGAUGUGCCAUGUUUUAGGGGUUGCUCGUGUUGUAUCUGAAUACAAGGGCUCAAGACAUUUAAAAAUUAAUAGGAUUUUAAGAUUUCGAGAGGUAUUUUUUAAAGGAGCUGCAGUAUUUCCUCAGUGUUAUUCAAUACAAUACCACAGGAGGCCAAUUUUUACCUCCACUGUACUGCAAAAAGCUCACUGUAAUCAUAUUGGAGCUAUGUCCUCAUUUUUUUACUGUCAGACAUACUCAUUGAUCAUGUUAUCUGUUUAAAAUUUGGGUCACAAGAUGUUACUUUUUGAGAUUUGAAGACACCGGUUUUGUAUACAAAUCUGUAUUGAGGGCUAAUUUCUUCAGCAGUUAAUUAGAAUAACAAAGCCACCUGUUAUGCUUUAAAAUUCUUCUCCAGUCAUUAAUUUAACCCUUAGGAAAGUCCUUUUUCUGCAUCAAAGUUACAAAUGUAGCUGUUCUCUCAAUGGAAAAAACAUGCCUGCACACUGUUGUCUGCGCUGCAUAAGGGCAACUUGUGACAUUAGAGUAUUUCCUGCUCGAAACCAGAAACCGAGGAUGUCUCCAAGUACCCAUACUUUGUAGUAAAAUUUGCCCUGCAAUCCAAAUCACAUACUUUUUCCUUUUUCUGCUACAGCUGUCCUUAUGCAGUGAACAUACAGUUGGGAGAUGGUAAUUUGCCAUUAUAUUGCACCUUUAAGCUUUGACUGUGUGGCUCUUCUGUCGUAAUCUGCAGUGUGAAAUCGUUAGUUUGUGCAGCUCAAGGUUGUAACUCGAACAAGACACUACCAUAUGUGACGUGUCUUAUAGUGAGCAGAGGAUACUGCAAAAUCAGACUAAAGGUAGUUGGAUUUUGUGGUAUUUUUGGCAUAUUGCAUGUUUUUUUUCUGGCGUGCUACAGUAUGAUAGUACACAACCAUAAUUUAUCCCAAUACAUAGUGUGGUAUGUCAAAUGCAGUCUGUCAAAAAUAUCCCACUACAUCCUGUCUUAUUUUGCAGCAUUUAGACAAAUAAUAAUGGCAUGAAACCCUACAAACUGACAAGAUUGUUUUGUGAGGCUCAUUAUGUAUGAAACCAUGGUACACUGCAGCUUCAACGUGAAAAUGCUACAAAUUUUGCUCAUGUUGUGUCCUCUAACAUAUUAGAAAAACAUUAUAUGAACACGUUAACAAGAUACAAACUAUAUUUUCACCAGACGGGGUCUUUAACAUAGCAGUAUUAGAGCGCUAAUCACCUGCCAUAGGAAGCAGAAAGCUGCUGGAGUGGGAGUCAAACUGUCAGCCAUGAUGCCUUCAGUCCAGACACUAAUCACAUGGUCAAACACCUCUGAUAAUGUACAAACCUUGCUUAAAAAAAGUUCACUUCCCCUUCAGAAUGUUGAAAUAUUAUUAAUUUAACCUAAACACCUUGAUUAUACUUCAUGCCACUGUCCUUCUUUUGUGUUCAGCAUUUGCUGUUCAUGAAACUGGAAUUACUGUUUAUUUUUAAUUCUUGUUUCAAUAUAUUAAAAUCAACUGCAUAUCUA
Molecule: messenger RNA, 2861 nt
Organism: Acanthochromis polyacanthus (spiny chromis)
Lineage: Eukaryota; Metazoa; Chordata; Actinopteri; Pomacentridae
Gene: pigc
Product: phosphatidylinositol glycan anchor biosynthesis, class C
Exons: 3
Coding region: 112-996 (294 amino acids)
Biological process (GO): GPI anchor biosynthetic process
Cellular component (GO): glycosylphosphatidylinositol-N-acetylglucosaminyltransferase (GPI-GnT) complex; membrane
Source: RefSeq, a predicted model, not a curated record